CAAGUGUUGCCGGCUCUAGCGGAUCCCCCCUCAGUCUAUUUCGUCUUCCUCUAUCCCAAGCUCCCAAAUUCCUAUCUCUGUUUGCGAAAGUGGCAGUCUCUUUUCACCCGACCACUUCUGCUCCAAGCUUUCAGCCCCAAGCUAGACUCGCUCCUCCUCUCAGGUUCUCUCCCGCAUGGGUUAAAGCUUCAAUAUUUAGGAAUUUUUGGAGCUAAAAACCCCAACUUGACGGUUGAGUUCUACGGCAAAGUUAAUAAGAGCCUUCAAUCCAGUACCGGGAACGUGUUACCUUCAUUUGGCAGAAUAUAGAGGAAGAGUUUGGCAAUCAGAUUUUGCCAACAGUGGUGAUGUAGUACAGCCCGUAGGUAUUAGAUUAAGCACUUAAACAAUCGAACAGAGAAGAAUAUAAGAGAUCGAGGAGAAGAAAUAUAGAUUGAAAAGAUGAGAUAAAGGGCAGAAACAGUAGAACAAAGAUGAAUAUCAGAGAUCGAGGAGAGAAAGUCAUUGGCCUUUGGCCUUUAAUCCAAAUAAAUUUUUUUUAAAAAAAAUCUUCAAAUGCCUUGAAGAAUAUCAGAAAUCUUAGUCAAAAACAAAAAGAGAGAAAAUCUCAGUAAUCAUUUGGACCACUUCAUCCAAGUUCACAACAAAACAAGGCCUAGGAAAUCCAAGUUGAGCUUGGCUUACUGGGCCUUUAGGCCCAAGCCCAUCAUCAACUCAACUCUGGCACUCUUAUGUCUUGUCUAAGAAGGCGAUCAAAGCAAAGCUCAACUAUCUGAAAGUGCAAAAUUUGCCACCUGAACUUGGAGAAGGUUUAGAAAACUAGGUCUCAGUUCUUCCCACUACCUUUCCAAAGCAUGAAGAGGAGAAGAACAUGAAUCCAAAUGGUCCGAAUCUUGUAUUUUUACUGAAUAAAAGUCUAACCUUGAACCAACUAAAACAAAUCCAUGCACCCAUUAUCACCAAUGGCCUUAACGAGCUUCAGAGCCUCUUGCUCCGCCAAGUCCUCCACUCAAAUUUCACUUACUCUAGAACUAUAGCUCAGUAUGUGCACCAAAUCCUUCACAAUUUGCAAAACCCAGAUGACUUUUCAUGGGGUUGUGCCAUUCGUUUCUUCUCUCUGCAUUUCCAGUACAAAACGGCUUUGUCCCUUUACGUUCAAAUCAAAAGGCUAGGACUGUGCCCAACUAGUUUUGCUGUGUCCUCAGCUCUAAGGGCAUGUGCUAGGAUUGUACAUAAGGUGGGUGGGAUUUCAAUCCAUGCCCAGGUUCAUAAGUAUGGGUUUUGCGGCUGUGUUUAUGUACAAACUGCCCUUGUGGACUUGUAUUCUAAACUGGGUGACAUGGAAACUGCACGGAAGGUGUUUGAUGGAAUGACAGAGAAGAAUGUGGUUUCUUGGAAUUCUAUAUUAUCUGGGUAUUUGAAAGCUGGGAAUAUGGAAGAGGCUCAGGUGGUGUUUGAUGAGAUUCCGAAUAAGGAUGUUGUGUCUUGGAAUUCAAUGGUUUCGGGGUAUGCAAGAAUAGGAAAUAUGGACGAGGCGUUUUUCUUGUUUCAACAAAUGCCAGAGAGGAGUUCAGCUUCUUGGAAUGCAAUGAUUAGUGGUUUUGCGGAUUGUGGAAGAAUGGAAUUGGCACGAAGCAUUUUUGAUUCCAUGCCAUUAAGAAAUAAAGUUUCUUGGAUUGCCAUGAUUAGCGGGUACUCAAAAUGCGGCAAUGUUGAGUCUGCUCGUCAACUCUUUGAUCAGACGAGUGAGAAAGAUGUGCUCUCGUUUAAUGCCAUGAUAGCUUGCUAUGCGCAAAAUAGUCAACCAAAGGAGGCCCUUGAGCUGUUCAACCAGAUGCUUAAACCGGAGGUGAAUAUUCAACCGAAUGAGAUGACUUUGGCGAGUGUUAUAUCUGCUAGUUCACAACUAGGAGAUUUGAAAUUUGGGUUAUGGAUUGAGACAUAUAUGAGUAAGGAUGGAAUUGAAUUAGAUGAUCAUUUGGCUACUGCUUUAGUUGACUUGUACACAAAAUGCGGAGACAUUGAAAGGGCAUAUAAGUUGUUUCAAGGCUUGAAAAAGAGAGAUGUAGUUGCUUAUUCGGCGAUGAUCUUGGGUUGUGGCAUAAAUGGUAAGGCAGUUGAUGCAACCAAGAUGUUUGAGGAGAUGGUAAACGCCCAAAUUUACCCAAAUUUGGUCACAUACACUGGGCUACUAACUGCCUAUAACCAUGCUGGUUUGGUUGAAGAAGGCUACCGAUGCUUUAAUUCAAUGAAUGACCAUGGAGUUGUGCCUUCAGGAGAUCAUUAUGGGAUCAUGGUCGACCUUUUCGGCAGGGCAGGACAGUUUGACAAAGCACUUGAGCUAAUAAGGAGCAUGCCUAUGCAACCUCAAGCUGGGGUUUGGGGAGCUUUGCUUCUUGCUUGCUCAUUACACAACAAUGUUGAGCUUGGAGAGAUUGCUGCUCGGAAUUGCUUUAAAUUGGAGCCUGAUAAAAGCGGUUAUUAUGCUCUUCUUGCCAACAUUUAUGCUUCUGCUGAGAGAUGGGACGACGCGAGGAGAUUGAGAAAGGUUAUGGAGAAGAAAGGAUUUACCAAGAUUCCUGGGUGUAGCUGGAUGCAAUCAAUUUGAAUUUUUUUACAAUUACCAGUUCAGAAGUACAACAUGUACAAUAGUUGGACCAUUUUGCAGCGUACUCCGAGCAUGGCUAUCUAUGAUACUAUGCAGAGCUUAUAGAGUCCUGUUGGCACCCAUUGUGUGGGCUAUGCCUUUAAUUUAGCAGCCUUUCUUCUUGCAGCUGGAGAAAAGGUAAUAGUACUGAAUUCAAGUUGAUAAAAUCCUUAGUACUAAUGCUCAUCACGAAGGUGGUGAACGCAAGUUUUUUUCUUUUUGCCUCAGAAAUGCAGAAGUUAAUACAGCUAAAUAGUGCUGUGAUGAUGUGGUAUAAUGUGGGGGAAUAUAAUUUUCUGUAGAAAAUGACUGAUGAUGGCCUUUCAUGUCCAUUUUGUUGCUAUCUGAGCUCUUUUCACACAUGCUAUUUAGCAACCCCUGUACAUUAAUGAUUUGAUGCAUUAUCUUCAUGUUCGAUGUGACUUAAAAGGAUUGUUGCUUCCAUCUAUUGAAUAAUAAUAAUAUAUAUUAAAAAAUUAAAAUAUUACAUAGUGUCCGAACUUUUCAGUUAUAACUUGCCAAAAUUUUUCCGAAUAAAACAUGUACGUAUUUUAUUCGUAUUUUUCCCGUUCCGUAUUUUACUAACUAUCAUAGAAUGCGAGAGGCUACAAUUAUUUCUUACUUGUUGUAACAAAAAUGCAAGAUGGUGAAUCCAUCUUAUAUUAUUUUGCAUAAAAGAAUUAGUUUAGGCACUGAAUCCAUCAAACCCUAGCUAAAUAUGUAUAUGGUUUAACAGAGACUGCUUUGUUAUGUAAUGGAACUAUUUUCAUUGCCUUGAUUAAUUUUUUCUUGUGACUCUUAGGACUAGAAGUUAUA
Molecule: messenger RNA, 3463 nt
Organism: Prunus avium (sweet cherry)
Lineage: Eukaryota; Viridiplantae; Streptophyta; Magnoliopsida; Rosales; Rosaceae
Product: Tetratricopeptide repeat (TPR)-like superfamily protein
Biological process (GO): RNA modification
Molecular function (GO): RNA binding; protein binding
Source: RefSeq, a predicted model, not a curated record